AUGUAUCCGCGUGAUGUUGUCAGCUUCUCGGAAAGAUCCCGAGUUUAUCCGGUCGAAUAUUCGUUGCCACCGCAGAAGCAGCAACGACGGAGUUGCGGGGAAUUCUUCAAAAAAUACUUCCUUCAAGGUAGGUCAUGUUGAACUUGGGUUUGAUAUCAGCUUGAAAAAGAAGGAAUCUGGAACGUUUUUAUUUUUGUCAUCCGUGAUCUUCCUGGGCAUGCCCAAACCUUACGAUACUUAAUUUCAGGACAAGAAUUAGAUCCAGAUCUUCAAAAGAAGAUAGUCGAAGUCGGCGGAAUCCAGAACCUCCCAUUCUACGAAAGAUACCGUAAAUAUCUGGCGCUAUUAUACCCGUUUAUGUUCUUCCAAGUAUGUUGGUGGUCCUUGGCGAUCAAACAUGACAUCUUUUCCCUUUAUCCAACAAGAUACGAGAUGGCAUUGACGAUGAUUGUGGGUUCCUUUGCUUCGGGUAAGAGCUUUCCUAUUAGUAAUACGGGUUGAUAAGUAAUCUAGAUGUAAGUAUUGAUUUCAGGAGCCACAUCUGAAGGCGGCGGAGCAAUCGCUUUUCCGGUCAUGACCUUACUUCUCCACCUUGAUCCUACAGUAGCCAGGGACUUUUCUUUAAUGAUUCAAAGUUGUGGAAUGACAGCAUCAGCUUUUACGAUUAUGUUUAUGCAAGUAAAGGUGGAAUGGCAUUCUCUGAUCUACACGAGUAUGGGUUCUUUCAUCUCCAUUAUCCUCACUUUACAAUAUCUGGAUGAUCUCAUUGAUGGUAAUAACCCCUCUUCGUUCAAGACAUAUUUUUCUUCCAGAAGCGCAGAAGAAGAUGACAUUUGUUGCUGUUUGGUUUGCUUUUGCGAUCUCUUUGUUUAUCUUGAACACUCAAAAGAAACGUCAAACAUACGAUACAAUAGUUGAUUUUGGAUUUUGGAAUGGAGUAAUCCUCUUCAUAACUGGUCUCUUUGGCGGCUCUCUGAGCGCAUGGACUGGCUCUGGAGUCGACAUUUGUUCGUUCUCAAUGCUGACUCUGUUUUUCCGGGUCAGCGAGAAGGUGGCUACUCCAACAUCAGUAGUGUUGAUGUGUGUAAACACACUGACCGGCUUCUAUUGGCGUCAUCUAAUUCAAGAUGAGAUCUCUGAUCUGGCAUGGGAAUACUUUGCAGUCUCCGUUCCGGUGGCUGUAACCACUUCCCCAUUGGGCGCUCUGUUGUCGUCCCAUCUCCAUCGGCAAGUGUUGGCGUUCUUCAUCUAUAUUCUGGAGACCUUGUCCGUGAUCGGAUGGCUUAUCACUCGUCCAAGUGUGAUGUUGAUUGGCGUGGGAUCAUUCAUUGUUGUGUUUGCGUAAGAUUCCUGUCAGUUGUGACAAUCUAAGCUUCUUUUAGGGUUAUUUUUUUCACUUUGAUCAGCAAAUCAGGUCAACAUCGAGCCAACGAGAUCGUAAAAAGCAAAAGUAAUGAAUCAUUACCCAAUUACUAUGUGUAA
Bursaphelenchus xylophilus (pine wood nematode) is the source of this 1482-nucleotide messenger RNA. NCBI's taxonomy places the organism in Eukaryota, Metazoa, Nematoda, Chromadorea, Rhabditida, Aphelenchoididae. The record is from the annotation of a GenBank genome assembly.